Molecule: messenger RNA, 378 nt
Organism: Trachymyrmex septentrionalis
Lineage: Eukaryota; Metazoa; Arthropoda; Insecta; Hymenoptera; Formicidae
Product: protein PET100 homolog, mitochondrial
Exons: 2
Coding region: 134-376 (80 amino acids)
Biological process (GO): mitochondrial respiratory chain complex IV assembly
Cellular component (GO): mitochondrion; mitochondrial inner membrane
Source: RefSeq, a predicted model, not a curated record
GACAAGAAGUCUACAUAUAUGAUGCAGAUUGUAUAUUGAAAUGUUAUCGAAGAAUAACUUAAAAUAUUUCAAGUGAUUUUUGUUGAUUUUCCUACAUAAUUGUUUUUUUUAACGUAUACUUAAGGUACUUGAAAUGGGUUGGAUAUUAGAGGUAGCCAAGAUGUUUCUCUAUUUAUCGUUUCCUGUUGGAGUAUUUCACUAUGUCAAUCAGCCAGCCUAUUUUGAUAAGUGGGUGAUACAAGCAAAAAAGGAGUACUUUCCAGUCCAGAGUAAACAGGUGUUUGAGGAGAUGAAUGACUUUAUUCAUGACUUUAAUGCUGAAGUUGAAAAGAAAUAUUUGGAUGCUAUGGAGAGGCAGAGUAAAAAUAAACAGUGAAG